Messenger RNA from Coffea eugenioides, 1468 nucleotides. Its product is annotated as SNF1-related protein kinase regulatory subunit beta-1. Gene Ontology annotation, molecular function: protein binding. NCBI's taxonomy places the organism in Eukaryota, Viridiplantae, Streptophyta, Magnoliopsida, Gentianales, Rubiaceae. The record is from RefSeq and is a predicted model, not a curated record. The transcript is spliced from 4 exons. The coding region runs from base 213 to 1076 and encodes 287 amino acids.
CUUUUUUUUUUAUCUUCUACCUUCAUCUCCAUCUUCCCUUCGUCUUCUGUCUUCGGUGGCAGCUUAAAUCUCUGUAAAUACCCCCAAAUUCAAUACCCUUUUGCUUAAACUGCCACCCCUUUUUCCCCAUUAUUGUCUCGGCGGCAACUAGACAUGGACAUAUAAGAACAGUGUAUAUAUACGCAUACGAGUAUAGUUAAAAAUAGUAAGAAAUGGGAAAUGCUGGUGGAAGAGAAAAUGGUGGUGGUGGGGAUGGUGGUUCUGCUGACGGUGGUGGGGGAAGAUCGAAUGGUGCACGUGACUCGCACGCUGGGACAGCAGCAGGUGUUCAACCCGCUGACUUGAUGGUUAAUUCUCCUCCUCAGAGUCCUCGGCACCUUAGUCCUAAUUCGCCUUUGUUGCUCGCCCCUCAGGUUCCAGUGGUGUCUUUACAAGGUAAUGGCCUUUCCUUCUAUAAUCAAUUCCAAAGGAUUGAAAAUCUUGGAACUAUCAAUGAACCCUUCGUGCGAGGUAUUCCUACUCUCAUAACAUGGAGCUAUGGUGGUAAUCAUGUGGCUGUGGAAGGAUCUUGGGACAACUGGAGGUCAAGGAAGACACUUGACAGAUCUGGUAAAGAUCACACCAUUAUCUUGGUACUGCCAUCAGGAAUAUACCAUUACAAGUUUAUUGUUGAUGGCAGUGUGAAAUAUAUCCCAAAUCUUCCAUAUGAAGCUGAUGGCAUGGGGCAUGUUUGCAAUCUUCUUGAUGUUCAUGAGGAUGUCCCGGAGAACUUCGAAGGUGUGAGGGAGUUUGAAGCGCCACCAUCGCCUGACACGAGCUAUAGUCAUAGUUUUCUUAGUGAUGAAGAUUUUGCAAAGGAGCCAGUGGAAGUUCCACCUCAACUCCAGCUGACUGUUCUUGAUACAGGAAAUAUAGAUGAAGCAGCUUCUUCUUCAACAAAGCCCCAGCAUGUGGUGCUUGACCACCUCUUUAUUGAAAAAGGAUGGGCAUCCCAAUCAGUUCUUGCUCUUGGUUUGACCCACAGGUUUCAAUCCAAAUAUGUAACUGUUGUUCUAUAUAAGCCACUGAACAGGUGAGUCCUCAUGUUACAAUCUACAUGCUCAAAAGCAAGGAGGCUCCCUCUCAAAGUUGCUAUACAAGGCACUGCUCUUAAUAUGACUUCUAAGGUUAUAGCUGUCGGCGACAUGUGCUAUGUUGUAAGAUAUCUUUUAACUUACAGACUUUUGCCACUUAUGUAAAUAUUCAAAUAUCUGUUUGCAUUUAAUGUAACUCUAGCCUCUAGGUAAUGUCAUCAGCGAUGUAGUGAUAUAUGAAGAGCAGAAUAUAAAAUUCUAGAAGAAAUAGCAUAAUUACGACAUAACUUCAGCUGAUGUAUGUGCAUAGUACAGAGGUUGACUGCCCAUGAAAUUUGAGGAUUUGCUCAAAGCUUCAUGUUUGAAUGAGAACUGGUCCUGUUUCCUUGUGUGAA